This is a messenger RNA of Caenorhabditis elegans, 501 nucleotides long. RefSeq names its product OB domain-containing protein (gene nabp-1). NCBI's taxonomy places the organism in Eukaryota, Metazoa, Nematoda, Chromadorea, Rhabditida, Rhabditidae. The record is from RefSeq and is marked reviewed. The transcript has 4 exons. Bases 1 to 414 code for a protein of 137 amino acids.
AUGUCCGGUGACAUACCUCUCCACCAAUUGCAGCCAAACAUGAAUUCGUUUUCGGUUACUGUAAUUGUUCUAGAUCCAGGGAUUCAUCGCAGAACACAGACGGGAACAAUUAUUUCAAUGAAAGUGGCUGACGCAUCGGGAUCUAUCAAUGCAUCAAUAAUGAAUCCUGAAUUCAAUGAAACUUUCAAGCCGGGAGACAUUUUGAAGUUCCGUGGAGCAUAUACAUCAAUUUAUCAGGGAGGCUUGACUCUUUCCGUUGGAAAAUCUGGAGAAUGCAAGAAGGUCGGUGAAUUUAUGAUGGUAUUCUCCGAAACACCAGAUAUCAGUAUGAUGCCUCUGCCAGCUGGAGUUAUGGAUAGAAGGAAUGAACGAAUGCAAUCACCAGCUGGAAGAUAUUCGAGGCCAAGCAAUUGAUAAUUUAAUGUGAAGGACUUUAUUUUAAUAUUCUACUCAAAUCAUAUUUUAUUUUAUUUAUUCUGAAAUACAAACAACUCCAGCACU